This is a messenger RNA of Elaeis guineensis (African oil palm), 2152 nucleotides long. Its product is annotated as UDP-glucuronate:xylan alpha-glucuronosyltransferase 2. The record is from RefSeq and is a predicted model, not a curated record. Gene Ontology annotation, molecular function: glycosyltransferase activity. Lineage: Eukaryota; Viridiplantae; Streptophyta; Magnoliopsida; Arecales; Arecaceae.
ACAAACAGCUAAGGAAAGAAGACUUAUUAUUUACCUCAAUCCCAUUUGUGCGUGGCCGGCCCAAGGGUACACCUAAUUCUCUCCGCCGGGCCUCUUAUUUUAUUCUUUCCCUGCGCAUCCCAACCAUUCCCAGAUAAACAAAUGUACAAGCACCGAAAGAUGUUAAAAACCAGAAGGCCUGGGCCCCUCGCAUGUACACAUAAUAAAGGUGGCCAGGGCCAUCACCAUUUGAGAGGAUGGGCUUGGGAGGGGACGUGAUGAAGGCCGCCGCGUCGAAAGCUCUGGUCAUCAAGAUCAACCUUGCCUUCCUCGCCUUCUUCCUCGUCGCUUACAUCGCUCUCCUCUUCCAACCAUCGAUUCUCCGCCAUGAGAAUUCCGCCUCUCUCGUCCGCUACUGCUCCUUUCGCGAUUGCCACAUGAAGAAGGUAAGGUGGAAAAAGAGAUCACCAAGAAGACAGCAGCACUGAUCAGGAAAGCUCCAAGUUUCCUCCAAGGAUUGCAUGGGAACGUGUCCAUCGGUUUGGUGAACAUGGAAUUAGAUGAUGGAGUGAUGGAUUGGGGUGCCUCGGUGAAAGCCACAAAAGUAGAUUUCGAGCAGGUAUCCAAAUUGUUUGAAUGGAAGGACUUGUUCCCGGAGUGGAUCGAUGAGGAGGAAGAGAACGAAGGGUCGACAUGUCCAGAGAUCCCGAUGCCAGACUUCUCGAUAUACGACGAGAUGGACGUGGUGGUGGCCAAGUUGCCAUGCCGACGACCGGAGGAUGGUUGGGUCCGAGACGUCUUUAGGCUGCAAGUUCACCUGGUGGUGGCGAACUUGGCGGUGAGGAGAGGGAGGAGGGACGGGCGAGGGAUGGUGAAGGUGGUGUUCCUCGGUGCAUGCCGGCCGAUGAUGGACGUAUUCCGGUGCGACGAUUUGGUGGGAAGGGAGGGAGAGUGGUGGAUAUAUGAAGCUCCGGCAGGGAGAUUGGAGGAGAAGGUGGCCAUGCCGGUGGGCUCUUGCAAGCUGGCCUUGCCAUUGUGGGAAGAAGGAACCAACGAGGAGUACGACGUGUCGAAGUUCGCCGUUCCCGUGAACCCCCAUCGGCGGGAGGCCUACGCGACGGUCCUCCACUCCUCCGACAACUACGUCUGCGGCGCGAUCACCCUCGCCCAGAGCAUCCUGAAGACGGGCUCCACCCGCGACCUCGUCCUCCUCCACGACAAGGCCAUCGCCCAGCCCAAGCUCCGGGCGCUCGUGGCCGCCGGCUGGAGCCUUCGGGAGAUCAAGCGCAUCCGCAACCCCCGCGCCGAGAAGAACUCCUACAACGAGUACAACUACAGCAAGCUCCGCCUCUGGCAGCUCACCGAGUACCACAAGGUCGUCUUCGUGGACUCCGACAUCAUCGUCCUCCGCAACCUGGACCUCCUCUUCCACUUCCCGCAGAUGUCCGCCACCGGCAACGACGGCAUCAUCUUCAACUCCGGCAUCAUGGUCGUCGAGCCCUCGAACUGCACCUUCCGGACCCUGAUGGCCCGCCGGAAGGACGUCGUCUCCUACAACGGCGGCGACCAGGGGUUCCUCAACGAGGUGUUCGUCUGGUGGCAUCGCCUCCCGAGGAGGGUGAACUUCCUGAAGAACUUCUGGUCCAACUCCACGCUGGAGGCCAGCAUGAAGAACCACCUCUUCGCGGCCGACCCGCCGAAGCUGUACUCGAUACAUUACCUGGGGCUGAAGCCAUGGCUGUGCUAUCGGGACUACGACUGCAACUGGAACAUCGAGGACCAGCGGGUGUACGCGAGCGACGAGGCCCACCGGCGGUGGUGGAGGCUGCACGACGAGAUGGAUGAGGGGCUGCGGGCCUUCUGCGGGCUCUCGCAGCAGAGGACGAUCGACCUGGACUGGGACCGGAAGAAUGCGGCGGCGAGGGGGUUCCCGGACGGCCACUGGAAGCUCAACAUCUCGGACUGGAGGCGGAAUGUGUGAAGAGGGAGGGUUACUUAGCUGACAUCUGUUGGAGUUCGUUGGCGCAUAGAUUAAUACUUGGUAAUUUUUGAAAGAUUUAUUUGUCUUUGAAGGCUUGGGAGGGUUCCUUUCCUUUUUGUACCGGGCUGCAUGCAGGCCAUCUAAUUGAUACAAGAAAUCACAGGAAAAAGUUCAGAAUAUACGGUUUCAUCA